CCAACCACUCCAUGCCUCCCACGCUCCCCCCGAUUCUCAGCCAGUCGGGCGGGCUACUCGGCUGCCAUUCCGUUCCAUCCAUUGGCUAUUUGGCUCCCUUCGCUCAGUCCAGUUUCUCCCCCACUCCUCAUCACUCUGCGUGCUCUGCCUGCUCCAAUCAGCGCCGGGUCCAGCCAAUGACGGCCGGCGCGGCUCUGGCCGCCGUGCUGGCGCUGUCGUGCUUGGCGGUGUCCGCGGCCGGCGCGGCUGCGACGGCGGAGGCGGAGGCGGACCGCAUCGCGAGCCUGCCGGGGCAGCCGCCGGUCAACUUCUCCAUGUACUCCGGGUACGUCACCGUGGACGCGGCCGCGGGGCGGGCGCUCUUCUACUGGCUCAUCGAGGCGGCCGGCGCGCCCGCGGAGUCCGCACCGCUCGUGCUCUGGCUCAACGGCGGGCCCGGGUGCUCCUCCGUCGGCUACGGCGCGUCCGAGGAGCUCGGCGCCUUCCGGAUCAACGCCGACGGCAGGUCGCUCUCCAGGAACCGCUACCCCUGGAACAAAGUGGCGAACAUGCUGUUCCUGGACUCGCCGGCCGGCGUCGGCUACUCCUACUCCAACACCACCGCCGAUCUGUACACCGCCGGUGACAACAAGACAGCUCAUGAUUCGUACAAUUUCUUGGUGAAUUGGUUGGAGCGGUUUCCGCAGUACAAGCAUCGUGAUUUCUACAUCACGGGAGAGAGCUACGCAGGUCACUACGUGCCUCAGCUGUCUCAGCUAGUAUACCGGAACAACAAAGGAAUUAGAAAGCCAAUCCUGAACUUCAAAGGCUUCAUGGUCGGAAAUGCGGUAAUUGACGACUACCAUGACUACAUGGGCACAUUUGAGUACUGGUGGACGCAUGGGCUUAUCUCUGAUGAAACCUAUGAGAACUUGCGAUUAGCCUGUGAGUUUGAUUCAGCUGAGCACCCCUCUAAGAAAUGCGACAAGAUCUACGGUAUCGCAGAGGCUGAGCAAGGGAAUAUUGAUGCUUACAGCAUCUACACCCCUACUUGUAAGAAGGCUUCUCUUCACAAGCGCAGGCUGAUAAGGGGAAGAAUGCCGUGGUUGCCGAGAGGAUAUGAUCCCUGCACCGAGAACUACGCAACAAAGUACUACAACUUACCUGAGGUGCAGGAAGCUUUGCAUGCCAAUGUCACUGGAAUACCAUAUGCCUGGGUAGCCUGCAGUGAUCCAAUUUUUGACUACUGGAAAGAUUCACCGAAGUCCAUGCUUCCUAUUUAUCGUGAACUUAUUGCUGCAGGCAUAAGGAUAUGGGUCUUCAGUGGUGAUGCUGAUUCUGUUGUCCCCCUCACCGCGACAAGAUACUCCAUCGAUGCGCUCUCUCUACCAACCGUCACAAACUGGUACCCUUGGUAUGACCAUGAAGAGGUUGCUGGAUGGUGCCAAGUUUACAAGGGUUUGACGCUGGUGACGAUCCGCGGUGCGGGGCACGAGGUUCCCCUGCACCGUCCGCGGCAAGGCCUUAAGCUCUUUGAGCACUUCCUGCGCGACGAGCCCAUGCCCAAUCCUGUAGAUAGCAUUCAGACGUUUUAGAAUGUGUUAUCUCGCUUGUCGAAGAACAGGAUGCGAACCUGUGAAAAAAAAUUACUAAUUUGUCUCAAAAAAAUUUCAAUAAUCAGGAUAGAAUAAUGCUUGUUGAAGUGGACGGGGCAGUUCUUUGCUUUUUCGGAUUUCUUGUGUACCCAAAGAUGGCAAUAGUUUGUUCAAAAUAAAAACAAAGAAAAGAAAAGAUGGAAAUG
Molecule: messenger RNA, 1780 nt
Organism: Panicum virgatum (switchgrass)
Lineage: Eukaryota; Viridiplantae; Streptophyta; Magnoliopsida; Poales; Poaceae
Product: serine carboxypeptidase II-1-like
Exons: 9
Coding region: 12-1574 (520 amino acids)
Biological process (GO): proteolysis
Cellular component (GO): vacuole
Molecular function (GO): serine-type carboxypeptidase activity
Source: RefSeq, a predicted model, not a curated record